AUGGUGAAGCCGGAUGUGUCGAGGGAUUAUUAUGCAGACUUGGGGGUUGGACCCAAUGCAGACCAGGAAGAGGUCAAAAAGCAGUUUCGGAGACUUGGUGAGAAGGCUACUCUGCUAUCCCCUUAUCUGAAGAAGACUGACAUGUCCCUUUUUUUUAUUUGCGACUAUAUAGCUAUGAAAUAUCACCCUGACCGAAACCCUGGAAAGGAAAGCGAGUAUAAUUCGAAGUUUCAGGCAAUUCAGGCCGCACAUGAAGUAUUGGUUGAUCCCCAGCUGCGGCUGAAAUAUGAUACUGGUAGAUUGAGAGCUGGCUAUGGAAAGCUCUACGGGCCUCCAAGGACUGCUACUCCGUCCCGACAGGCUCCUCCACAGCCAACCCCAAACACGACUCGAAAGCCACAGGCUAGCUAUACGACUCAUCAAUAUGCUAAGCCAUCCAACGCAUACCCGGGGGCGUACCCCCCUCCCCCAUCCUCAAACGCCCAAAAGUACGCAAGUUACGCGAAAGCGGGUGCACAGAAGUUUGAUAAGGUAUAUGAAGAGUCUCGCGCCAGGGCAGAAGCCUUCCAAGGAUUCCAAGACAUGAAAAAUAAGCAGCCUCAACCUCAGAUGCCUGGAGGAUGGACGAACUUUGACCCACGAACAGGUCGCUCAUCUACACAUGAGAAACCACAAACUAAGCCCCGCCCAUCCCAUCAUCAAAGAGGUCAAUCGGCAUAUCAUGCCUUUGCAGAAGAAGCACGGAGAUCCGCGGAGACACCUACUCCUGAGAGGUCGAAAUCGACAAAGGCAAAGAAUGGCUUUGCACCAAGGACUGCUGGAGGGGACGAGCCAAUGGCGAAAUGCGCAACAUCAUACUACAACGUUAGGAGUGACAAACAUCAAGCUGCAGAUCCGAUGUCCUAUUUCUAUGAGCCAGCCCCGUCUCCAACUGCGAAGAAGCAGCAAGGAUAUGAUGACAUGCCAGACUCGGCUACGCCUAACCUUCAAAGAACAAGCAGCAAAUAUGCCACUGCUGGUGGAGAGAGAACUUACAUGUCAAAAGGGGGUAUUAACCGUUCUACUAGUGUCCGCGAAGAGACGUCACGAUCACGAACCAACCCGCCUAGCCCGAUUAUCCCUACCGCUAAUCCCGGAAGACACCACAGCGCCAGCCCAAAACUAAAGCCAAACAGACAAUCGACGUUCUCCGCUUCUUCCUCCUCUUCCACGUCGUCCAGUGACACCGACGAUACAGAUGAAGUGAUCCCAAACUUCCGUCCAAAGGCAGUCCCCCGAAGCAGACUCGCCCAGAAUAAGCCCACCUGGAAACCCAAUUUCCCCGAUAAUAAGACUUCAGGAACUGGUGAGAGUCCAUUCGGUUGGGCGAUGGGACCAGAUUCAUGGCUCUUCGCUGAAAUUGGCGGCUCCCCUAGCCAAAUGCCGUCCAGCUCUAAAAAGUGGUAUGGGAAUGCUGACAAUAACCCUCAAGGAUAUGGCCCGACUACUCCAAGGAAUAACCCAUUCGGCAACGACGCCCCCUUCCCCAGCGAGACUCGCCGAGAAUCCUCGAUAGGCCGCACGAUCCCCCCGAUGCCUAACGUGAGCUCUUUUAGAGCGACCUCAACGGAGGAACGUAGGCCAAGUGCCGCAACUAUGUAUGAACCUACCCCUACACCCAAGCCCUCAGCACGGAAUUGGUCAGAGAAAUGGGGAUUUUUCCAGAAAUCCGGCAGCACAGCUGUCCCCCACCUCCCAACAUUGUGGGCUUACCCUGCCAACAUACUUCCAAGCACAUACACCUCCCCAAGAAUAACCAAAGAAGGCGAUGAGGAAGAAGAACAUGCUGCAUUCAACACUGAUGAUGCAGGGAGAAUGCCUCGCAAAUCUUGCCCUGGCAAUCAAGAUCCGUCACCAUCCAACCCACUGAGAACAAGAGCUGACUAUUUUACCAACACAAACAGUUUCAACCAACCAAAUAAUGACAACCAGCCUCUCCCAAAUGAAGGCAUGCUCCAUGCUAAGUCUAAAAGCAAAAGCUAUGAAAGCUUUAACUCUGGAUUUUCGCCAAAUGAGUGGAACUUUGCGUUCUCUAAUACCGCACAGUACUUUGCCCCCCGUACAUCAGGAGAGACUGCAGGUGCAUCUCAGAAUAAAUACAGUAAUAGGCCGCGAUCUCACUCCCGCCCUACAACAUCUCAGUCAACUGAGUCACCACAGAAGUCUUCGAGUCCUUUCAGAGACUUUAAGGAGAAUAAGCCAACUCAGCCAUCGCCAUUUAAGAACACCACGUUCUCAACCGAAAAGCUGUCUGAUACUCUGAACGAUAGGACAUCGUGGUCUAUACCCACCACUGAUAAUUCUCAGCAAAAUGUGCUAUUUGGCCAGAACCAAAAGGUCUCUAAGAAACGGGCAGCAGGCCCAAAACCAGUCAGCAUAAGUUCGGAGGCAGAGGAAGAAGAUGCGACAUUUGCACCUAAUGAGGUUCAUGGAGACAAACCGGUCCCUAUGGGCCUAGUUGAUGAAAUGGAUGUUGAUGAAGAACUUCCCACCGUCAAUGCACAGAAUCCAAACCCACAAGGAAUGAACAAGCCAAAGUUUCCUGUGCAUCAAGCUUUUGCUACAUCUAAUAAGUCAGGGGGGAAGACUGAAUUGUUUAGCUUGAAAAAACUUGGGCUUGUCAACCCCUUCACGUCAAGUAACUCAAAGGGCAUCGACGACCUGAAGGACCUUAAUUCAUCGUUGCCCUUCAAAUCAGAAGCAAGCAGUGACAAGCCUUCCCAGCGCCCUAUUCACCCACGCGAUCUCUCAUUACCGAAGCCACCUAAACCUCCGACCCCUCCUACAAUUGUAGGACCUCCGCCAACGCCUCGAACAGCAAUGGAGAAAGCCUCUCUGCCCCAGGCGCCAUGGGAGGUAUACAUGUUGCAGAUGCAAGCUUACAUGCGUGAAUGGAAUUCCUUCAACCGUACCAUGCUAGCUCACUUUAACGAACGACAGAACCUGGUGGAGACGGCCUUGGCUCCCGGAUGGAUGAGGGCGAUGGGGGACAGCAGUCGUGUGAAACUUGGUGAUGCCGAUGAUGGAGGUAAUGUUGGGGAUAGCAAGGAGGAUCUUCUUAUCAACGGCAAGGGCAAGGCAGGCUACAGCGAGUACCUUCGUGGCAUCGAAGAGGAUUUCGUUGUUCGGCAGCAUUGGGAUGUUGCCUGGGAACGACAUCGGAGUUGUAUACUGGAUCUUGGGAGAGUCCGCGAGUGGCUACGCAGUGGACACGGCAAUGGGCAAGGCGGCUUCCAGCCAUCGGGGAUCAAGGGCCCGUUGAAUUAA
Molecule: messenger RNA, 3306 nt
Organism: Arthroderma uncinatum
Lineage: Eukaryota; Fungi; Ascomycota; Eurotiomycetes; Onygenales; Arthrodermataceae
Product: DnaJ domain-containing protein
Exons: 1
Coding region: 1-3306 (1101 amino acids)
Source: RefSeq, a predicted model, not a curated record